Molecule: messenger RNA, 225 nt
Organism: Besnoitia besnoiti
Lineage: Eukaryota; Apicomplexa; Conoidasida; Eucoccidiorida; Sarcocystidae
Exons: 3
Coding region: 1-225 (74 amino acids)
Source: RefSeq, a predicted model, not a curated record
AUGGCGCACUACGGCCUACUCCUCAAGCAGGGGUGGUUUUCCAAGUCCCUCGCGGCUGGCGUCUUGAGUUUCAUCGGUUUUCACCAGUUGGCGAAGCGGUACUACGAUAUUCCGACCUACCGUGACUUCAACCUGACCAAUUGGUCGUACGCGCUGGAGCGCGAAAACCUCCGCCGCCAAGGUAUCAACCCCGACACCGUCAACUUUUCUGGUGGAGACGAGUAA